GCCUCUUUUUGAUUCUCUCUCCCUCACACUUGAUAAAGCCAUCCAGGUAUCCAUUUUUGCUAGAUAAACCUUAAGCUCCAUCUAUCUACAAUUUCCUUCACCAAUCUGUUUAGUUUCUAGAGAGAAAGAGAGAUGACUGCUACCUCUGGUGCUGUGCUAAAUGGGUUGGGAUCUUCCUUCUUGUGUGGAGGAAAGAGAAGCCAGACCUUGUUGUCUGCAGCUGUUGGAGCCAGAUCAGUUGGGGGUGCUGCUGGGCCAAGGAAGGUGAUUGCCAUGGCUGUUGCUCAGGCAAAGAAGUCAUGGCUUCCUGGUGUGAGAGGUGGUGGAAACUUAGUUGACCCAGAGUGGCUCGAUGGGUCGCUACCAGGUGACUAUGGUUUCGACCCACUGGGACUUGGCAAGGACCCAGCAUUCCUGAAAUGGUACAGGGAAGCCGAGCUCAUUCACGGAAGGUGGGCAAUGGCUGCAGUGCUUGGUAUCUUUGUCGGUCAGGCUUGGAGUGGCAUCCCAUGGUUCGAGGCCGGAGCUGCCCCUGGGGCAGUUGCGCCAUUCUCAUUUGGAUCCCUCCUUGGCACCCAGCUUCUCCUCAUGGGCUGGGUUGAGAGCAAGAGAUGGGUAGACUUCUUUGACCCUGACUCGCAAUCCAUCGAGUGGGCCACGCCAUGGUCGAAGACUGCUGAGAACUUUGCCAACGCUACCGGGGAGCAAGGUUACCCAGGCGGCAAAUUCUUUGACCCCUUGGGAUUGGCAGGCACGAUCAAGGACGGCGUCUACAUUCCAGACGUGGAGAAGCUGGAGAGACUGAAGUUGGCCGAGAUCAAGCAUGCUAGGAUUGCCAUGCUGGCGAUGCUAAUUUUCUACUUUGAGGCUGGACAAGGGAAGACACCCCUUGGUGCUCUUGGCUUGUAAAAAGUCCGGACUUGAAUGUAGAUAAUUGAAUUAGAGGCAAGAGAUUCGUAACCCUGGGUUUGUUGAGAUCUGGGUUCCUCCAUGAAACUUCGAAUUCUAUACUUUCUUCUUGGAUUAAUGUGUGUUUGUAAGAUAAUGAAAUUUAGUACUUCAUUCUCCAAA
This is a messenger RNA of Carya illinoinensis, 1071 nucleotides long. Its product is annotated as chlorophyll a-b binding protein CP24 10A, chloroplastic. The coding region runs from base 133 to 909 and encodes 258 amino acids. Gene Ontology annotation, biological process: response to light stimulus; photosynthesis, light harvesting in photosystem I. The transcript is spliced from 2 exons. Gene Ontology annotation, cellular component: membrane. The record is from RefSeq and is a predicted model, not a curated record. Lineage: Eukaryota; Viridiplantae; Streptophyta; Magnoliopsida; Fagales; Juglandaceae.